AUGGAGCUGAACAGACUGCUCCUCCUCACAUCCUUCCUCCUGCAUGUGAAAGAGGACCAUGCCAGCCCAACACGGCUAGUCUGUGACAACAGACUUAUCCAGAAAUACAUCGUGGAGGCCAAGGACAUGGAAAAGAGAGUGGGCCAGUGCCAGGCCCUGCCUCCACUCAGCUGCCCUGCAGUGCUGCCCUUGGUGGACUUCACUUUCCAGCAGUGGAAAUCCAAACCGAACGAGACCAAGCGGCGGGAGAUCCUGUGUGACCUGGCCCUGCUGGUGGGUGCUGUAGCAGCGGCCCAGGGCCAGGUGAGCAACGAGUGUGGGGCCAGGCAGCUGAGCCAGCUUUACCGACAUGCCAACUCCUUCUUCCUGCUCCUUCAGACCUUCAGCUGGGAGGCAGGACACUGGGAGCCAAGCUGCUCCCCACACUCCGUGGAGCAGAACCAGAUCACCAGCAUUUUCCUCACCUACCGGCAGCUGGUACAGGGCAAGUUGAGCUUCUUCUUCUUUGACCUGGCCAAGGUCUUGUGCAAGCAAGGACAAGGGGACAGCAGAGACCCUCCAUGCGGGGCCCGGUAUGGCCAUUCCCUGCCAGCCUCCUCUCUCAGCAAGCAGAGCCCGGUGUAG
This is a messenger RNA of Cinclus cinclus, 624 nucleotides long. It is a transcript of the gene THPO, whose product is annotated as thrombopoietin. Gene Ontology annotation, molecular function: hormone activity; cytokine activity. The record is from RefSeq and is a predicted model, not a curated record. The transcript is spliced from 6 exons. Lineage: Eukaryota; Metazoa; Chordata; Aves; Passeriformes; Cinclidae. Gene Ontology annotation, biological process: cell population proliferation; positive regulation of hematopoietic stem cell proliferation; positive regulation of ERK1 and ERK2 cascade. The coding region runs from base 1 to 624 and encodes 207 amino acids. Gene Ontology annotation, cellular component: extracellular region.